AAUAUGGGUGUUUGUUGACCUACUGCUUAUUAAAUUAAGUUUAAACAGAUCCAUAAGAACCCGUUGAAGAUUUCACGUUAAAAUAUUUAGUGUGUAAUCAUGAGCAGUUUCAAAUUUAUGCUGACGCUGUGCAAUUACAGCCGCAGGAUCAUUCGGAAUAAUGCUCAAACACUCACUCCCACAAGGAAUCUUUUCCACAGGUCACGACAGGAUCUCCUUAAACAUGAGCAUGUUAAAUUUGCAGUCAAGCGUCAACAGUUCAAAUCCACUGUUGUCCAGGAAGAAAAGAGUGAGGAUUCCAUACUGAAAUGGUUUCUGCUGUUGAUCCCUAUCACCACAUUUGGCCUUGGAACAUGGCAGGUAAAACGGAGGCAGUGGAAGCUGAAGCUGAUCAAAGACCUUCAUAUAUUGACGACAGCAGAUCCAAUCCCGCUGCCCACAGAUCCUGGAGAGUUGAAGGAUCUGGAGUACCGGCGUGUGAAGGUCCGUGGCCGGUUUGAUCACUCUCGGGAGUUGUACAUCCUGCCACGUUCGCUAGUGGAUCCUGAGAGAGAAGCUCGAGAAGCAGGCAGACUGUCAUCCAGUGCAGAAAGUGGAGCUAACGUUAUCACGCCAUUCCACUGUACUGAUCUAGGGAUUACCAUCUUGGUGAACCGAGGUUAUGUACCCAAAAAUAAAAUUAGACCAGAAACAAGGAUAAAGGGGCAGGUGGCAGAUGAAGUGGACCUGGUGGGUGUGGUGCGUUUGACAGAGCAGCGCAAACCGUUUGUCCCUCAGAACAACGUUGAGGCGAAUCGGUGGCACUAUCGUGAUUUGGAGGCCAUGGCGAAAGAAACUGAUGCCGAGGAGAUCUUCAUUGAUGCCGUGUUGGAGAGUACAAUACCAGGAGGACCGGUAGGAGGCCAGACAAGAGUAACACUGCGCAACGAACACAUGCAGUACAUCAUUACAUGGUAUGGACUAUGUGCUGUUACUUCCUACAUGUGGUAUGCAAAAUUCAUCAAACGCCUUAGCUUAUAACUAACCAAUGUUGGUAAACCAUGGUGUAAAUACAUUGAAAUGUAUUUUUUGUAUUGUUGGUCAAGUAUCAGAAUGAACCAAAAGUUGAAGCG
Molecule: messenger RNA, 1112 nt
Organism: Ictalurus punctatus (channel catfish)
Lineage: Eukaryota; Metazoa; Chordata; Actinopteri; Siluriformes; Ictaluridae
Gene: surf1
Product: surfeit 1
Biological process (GO): mitochondrial respiratory chain complex IV assembly
Cellular component (GO): membrane; mitochondrion
Source: RefSeq, marked provisional